Messenger RNA from Eucalyptus grandis, 858 nucleotides. RefSeq lists its product as uncharacterized. Lineage: Eukaryota; Viridiplantae; Streptophyta; Magnoliopsida; Myrtales; Myrtaceae. The coding region runs from base 292 to 510 and encodes 72 amino acids. The transcript has 3 exons. The record is from RefSeq and is a predicted model, not a curated record.
CCCGCAUAGCAGAGUCGCGAGUUGCAGACCGGUCCUGGCGAACUCGUGCGGUGCGACUCGGAGAAGCGAGAGAACCGAGAUUGCAUGCCGGUAGCUGUCGACUCGAGGAACGAGGAGCGCCGGAUCACUGAGUCGGGUCUCUGCCGGCGGGGCGAGUCGCGGGCUGCCGCUGCCGUUCCCGUUCCCGUUCGCGUUUCUUCUCGAAGGCCAGUAAAAAUUCGUUCUUUUCACAGGUGGCUGCCUCUGACUUGAUUCCCACUGUUUUCAAUUGAACCAGCUCCCACAAUCUCAAUGACCCGAGCACGCAAUAUCACUGUUGCAUCUGGUCUAGUAGCUUUUGCUGCUGCAGGCUUGGCAUUUCCAUUUUACAUGGCGUCCAGGUCGUCUCAAGCGAAUCCUGUGAUCGAUGCAUCAAAGCCGCUCCCACCUCAGGCAACUUUUCGAGGGCCUUACAUAAACACAGGGUCUCGCGACAUUGGACCUGACCAUCAGACUUACCCAAAGAAGUGAGCUGCUGUGGCUUACGUUGGCUUGCUUUCUAAUGUCUACAUGCCUUUCUUCAAUGUGGCAAACAUUUAAGUUGAAGAUCCAUCUCGAAGCAGCACUGCAUGCUAGCCAAAUUCACUAAGUUUGGAAAAAAUAUUGAUUUCCAUCUUUUUGACAAGAUCUGUAGCUUUCCUUUUUUAAUAAAACCACCAAGCUGUAGCUUUCAUUGUUAUCUUCGUGUAAAUUUCAUUUGCUUUGGGGACAAUAACACUAAUAGCUCCUACCUUUUAGCCCAAUGUGCAAUGUUAUUUUUAAACUUUUAAUUUAUUCAAUGUAAUUCCUGAAAAUGCAGUCCAUAGAUUAUAGUGAGAA